AUGUUGACUCGAGAGGCGAAGUAUGGCCCACGCUUGAGGCUCUCUCUUUGUUAUUUAAGCUCUGAAGAUGAGGCGUAUCCUGCGAUGUCUCUUAGAAGCCAAACAAAAUUUUCAUGCGGGUGGCAGUCAAGUAAAAAGUGUUCUUAUCCACAAGAGCUUGGUUUCAGCUUUGAGGGACAAGUAUUUAUUAAUAGUGUUCGCUUACUAUUACACGAAAGCAAAAUACCUUCUCUUGUGAAGGUAUAUAUAGCUGACGCAACUGAAGCAGAUUUGAAGAGUGGUGUGCGAGGUCCAUACGAUUCAGCUGAGUUUAUUGAUCUUGUUCAUCUUCAGAUUAGCAGCAAUGAGGCGAGCAAAUACAUGACAAGAGAGCUCAAGGUUAUUGAUGUCCGACGUACGUGUACGUACUUGAAGCUUUUAUUUAUGCGGCCAUACCCCAACGCAUACAAUCUGUUACAGAAAGUUGGGCUCGUUGCUAUCACGGCUCACGGCCGUGUGGUACAAAAAUUUAGCGAACAUCAGAAGGCCAAAGACAGACCAAGCCGUGAACUCGUGCCAGUUGGUGAAAUUUAUGAACUUCCCCUUGAUGAAAUGGUGCCCAUUUCAAUGGCAGAUUUCGGCAACAGCAUCUCCUCAUUUGGAAGCGUUAGUGCAUCAAUUAGUUUGCAACAAGUGGAUGAGCUGAGAACACUAAAGGCUCGUGCUGUUGUUGAGGAGGAUUAUGACUUAGCAUCUGCACUAAAAUUAAGACUAAAAGAAGAAUAUUCUGAAUCACGUAUGCAACAGUUGAGACAAGAGAAGUCUAAGGCUAUCGAACUAGAGGACUACCAACUUGCAAAGGAGCUCAAAAAGAAAAUAGACGCAUUACAGCAUUUGAAUUCUCAGGUUCUAGCGCCUUCCCCCCACGCUGUUCGUGAUAAUUAUGAUGAUACCUUUCGAAUGCAAUUCAAUAGUCCUAGAAUUAAACCGGAUAAUGAUAGAGCCAAAUCUAUCGAUUGUGGAGCUAGUCUUAAUACAGCAAUCUCGGAAGUGCAGCCCCUGAUGCCUUCCAAGGAAGUGACUGCGGUUAAGGUUGCUUCCCAUGAUGACAUAGUCGUCGGUGGAAAGGGAUAUUAUGAUUCAUUGGAGCAGUGGGAUGAUACUAGCUGGCCUAUGGCCCCAGCUAAGAACGACAAUCGCCGUAUAGACACUCAUGACGCAGGCGAGAGAACGGGGAUUCCCUUGGAUGGAAAUGGUCAAUCGUGGGAGAAGGCACUUAAUGCAGUAAUCGCUGGUCUGUCGGUGGGUCAACUGGCACCUUCUUUUUUAUCAGGCGAAACAGCACAAGAAGGCAAAAAGUACGAGGAUGACUUUGGUAUUUAUGCAGUGGCUUGCCUUCUAUCACGUCGUGGUCAGCUACGUGAGGCUGCGCUGCGUGGGGUUUUGUCAGAGGACGGCUAUGGUGCUCUUCUUUCCCACACUAGCACUGCGGUUGAAACACUAUUAGCCUAUCUGGCAUCAAAAGGCCGUGGUCCAGAGGAUCCGUUCAGUGGAAUGUUUUUUAGGUCUUGUGAGUUUCUACAAAAGUGGAUAGACGGUGAGCUUAAAGGAGCACCACCCGUAUCGCAGCUGAGCACGGUAGUCUCCAAGUUGUUGGAAGGCUUGGUCAACCGUCUCGGUGACACGAAUAUCCGAAUACGCGAAAGCGCCGAGGGUGUUAUCAUGUCGUUCGCACGGUCAUCCUACGGCCCAGAAAAAGUCGUAUCAUCGCUGAUUCCCUCGGAGAAAGAAUCCAAAAAGAUGAUCAACUCCCGCACACUCUUGUCAUGUAUUAAAUUACUAUCCAUAUUUGUGAAUGACUACGGUGUUGAUUUCAAUUUGAACCCGCAUGCGCUUGAUUCCCAAACCUUGGUUUCUUCUGUAGUGCUCCCUAGCUUGCAGAAUUCGAAUGGUGAUAUAAGAAGUGCGGGAAUACAAAUGUUCGCGAAGCUUAUUACAUUAGAUGGAAUUACAUGCAAAUCUUACCUUAACGCCAUCAAGCCAGCGCAGCAGGCACUAGUUAAGAAACAUCUCAAGAUGAUGAAUAAACCUGGAGACUUUGAUCAGGAACAAGGCAUUCCACAAGGUAAGUUCGACUCUGUUUCUACCAAGCGGAGUGCACCAACGUCGGAUAGGAGGAAAGUAGCCAUAACAACGAAUAAAGGGAAUAACAAAUCAUUCCUACAAAGUCUCAAAGUGGAUACAUCAAUCACAGAGACCGAAUUUGCGUUGUCCCACACUUGUCAAUUUUGUGGGGUAUUCAACCGUGAUUUCAACGAUGAAAAGCUAGAUAUUCACUACGUUUACUACUGUCCUAUGUUAUGCCCGUGCCCUCUGUGCGAUCAGGUGACUGAAAUCUGCACAUUACAGGAGCAUUUAGUGAGUGAAUGUGAAGGACGGCGCUUUGUACGUGAGUGCCCCCGGUGCCGUGAAGCUGUGCGUGCUGAGGAUUUAAAAAGCCAUCUAGCAACAAAGAAUUGCAUUGAGGCCGUUAGUACGCAUAGUGUAUGCCCGUUAUGCCACAAACGGUUUCCGAAUAGUGUAAGCGAAUGGCGGAGACAUUUGGCUAGUACACCUGGAUGCCCCAAUAAUCCUCGAAAAUACGACGGAUCUGUAUCUGUGAACUAG
Molecule: messenger RNA, 2646 nt
Organism: Phytomonas sp. EM1
Lineage: Eukaryota; Euglenozoa; Kinetoplastea; Trypanosomatida; Trypanosomatidae
Source: the annotation of a GenBank genome assembly